Acanthochromis polyacanthus (spiny chromis) is the source of this 1060-nucleotide messenger RNA. RefSeq names its product coenzyme Q-binding protein COQ10 homolog, mitochondrial. Gene Ontology annotation, biological process: ubiquinone biosynthetic process; cellular respiration. The transcript is spliced from 5 exons. Gene Ontology annotation, cellular component: mitochondrion. Gene Ontology annotation, molecular function: ubiquinone binding. NCBI's taxonomy places the organism in Eukaryota, Metazoa, Chordata, Actinopteri, Pomacentridae. The record is from RefSeq and is a predicted model, not a curated record. The coding region runs from base 105 to 809 and encodes 234 amino acids.
CAGGACACAGGACCGGUUUUUACUACAGCUGCUGGUGGUUAUCUGUGAAUACCGGCGUUUUUCCGAUCGAAGAACUUCAUUAGUUUUUUAUCACAAACUUCCCAAUGACCAACAAAACGACCCCUCUGCUCCUCAGGGCGCUGCUGGAGAUGUCUGAGGUCCACUCUUCGAAGUUAAUGCGGGGAAACACGAGAAGAACAAAUUUCAGACACUUGGGUUCAUGUGGCAUCCUGGCUGAAAGGAGGGCCAGCCUCAGCCUCUGCCCCACCACCCCUUUGAGCACACCCAGCCGAAGCUUCAUCAACCUGGCUGCUUCCAUCAGCAACCGCAGGAUGGAGUACACAGAGUGCCGGACAUUAGAGUACACUACAGAGCAGAUGUACAGUGUGGUGUCCAGUGUGGACCAGUACCAGCACUUCGUUCCCUGGUGCAAGAAGUCUCGAGUUAUGAGGGGACAAAACGGGGGCAUCCGAGCAGAGCUUGAAAUAGGUUUUCCUCCAAUUGUUGAGCGAUACAUCUCUGAGAUCACCGUUGUUCCAAACCACCAAGUCAGAGCUGUGUGCACUGAUGGAUCCCUCUUCAGUCAUCUUGAAACAAUAUGGAGGUUUGCCCCUGGAGCCACAGACCGACCAGACUCCUGCAAAGUGGAAUUCUCUGUGUCAUUUGAGUUCAAGUCUCUUCUGCACUCUCAGCUUGCCAGUGUGUUCUUUGAUGAAGUGGUUAAGCAGAUGGUCAGUGCCUUUGAGUCACGGGCGGCGACACUUUACAGGAAUCAGCAUGAGGCACCACGGAGGAGGCAAUCAUCUUGAGGCCAUGUCUUUGACUAUCUCUCCGUUCACAACCACUUGGACUUAACCAAACUCUGACAUGCUGCUGCUUUACCUCGAUCAACCCUUGUCUUGUGCAGAAGACUGGAACUUGUUUUUGCACACACUUGUAUUUUAUCCUUGAACUAAAAUGCAAGUAGAAUAGACUUUAUUUAUUUUGAAGUCACCAAUUUAUUUACUUUAUGUGCAUAUAUUUAUUUUGUGGAUUGGAAUAAAGACAUGAUUUUAAACAA